This is a messenger RNA of Suillus subalutaceus, 2133 nucleotides long. Its product is annotated as P-loop containing nucleoside triphosphate hydrolase protein. The coding region runs from base 139 to 2076 and encodes 645 amino acids. Lineage: Eukaryota; Fungi; Basidiomycota; Agaricomycetes; Boletales; Suillaceae. Gene Ontology annotation, cellular component: mitochondrion. The transcript is spliced from 9 exons. Gene Ontology annotation, molecular function: ATP binding; nucleic acid binding. The record is from RefSeq and is a predicted model, not a curated record.
CGACAAACCUAGACGUGGAUUCCGGAAGCAAAUUUACGAGGUGAAAAGUAACUGAGACGUUCGCUCCAAGGGCUUUCACUGUGCGCAGAUCCAUAGAAACUCGAGAAAUCAAACUCGAGGACAAGAAAAUUGUGUUAUAUGUCUGCUAGACUUCAAGUUCAUAGUUUUAUUCGAUUGAUGAAUAGCUUGAAAGCACAAAGGACACACUUGCCACGACACGCGUCAAUGGCUGCCACUCAAGCUCACUUUCAACCUUCACCAAUACCUGCUCUCAAUAGCGUACUUACCCCAAGCCACAGCACAAGUUCAAAAUCUACAGUCAUGGCUACAGAAAAAAAGCACUUCACGUCGAAACGGUUUGUAGAUGCGCCCAUCUCACAGCCAUCCAAGGCUGGAAUCAGACAUGAGUUUCUAACAGACGUACAAGACGCAACACUUGAGCAUGCGUUGUCGGGCGUUGAUCUUCUCGUGCAGGCCAAAACAGGAACUGGCAAAACUAUGGCGUUUCUUCUCCCCGCCAUCGAACGACUUGCCUCCUCCCGAUCGACGUCCUCUGACAUGGGCAAGAUUCUUGUUCUAGCACCUACACGGGAGCUGGCACUUCAGAUCGAGGAAGAAGCAGUAUCCCUUCUUGCGCACCACCCGUACGGCGUGCAGUCUGUUAUCGGGGGUACAAACAUAAACACAGAAAAAAACCGUCUUAACUCUCCCACUGCUCGCACCGACAUCCUAAUUGCCACCCCCGGUCGGCUCCUCGAUCAUCUGACUUCAGGGCUCACCCUCCGCCCAAGUGUGCUCGUUCUAGAUGAGGCAGACAGGCUGCUCGAUCAAGGAUUUCGCAAGGAUUUGGAGCGCAUCGUAGGAUUCUUGCCUGAUAGGCGGGUAACAAAGCGACAAUGUAUGCUAUUUUCUGCAACUUUUGAUAAGGCGAUCCAGCAAAUCGCAAAGAUUUACUUAGAUCCAAAUUAUAAAUUCAUAUCUACGCUACACGCGGACGAGAUCAACACGCAUGAACACGUUCCCCAGAGUUACCUCAUCACGCCCCUUGAAGACACCCUUCCGACACUUGUUUCCCUCCUCAAGCAGGCGGGUCCGCAGGCAAAGACGAUGUUGUUUUGUACAACGGCACGUGGUACGGCUGUCGUUGCGAGUAUUUUGCAACAAGUGUCUGCCGCGAGCCCACAAUCUAUGCUUCCCCCAAUCUACCAGAUCCACAGCCGUAUGUCACAGGCUGCACGCACACGCGCCGCACAGGAGUUCCGCGACGCCCCGGAAGGCGCGGUUUUGGUUACAAGUGAUGUGACUGCGAGGGGGAUGGACUUUCCAAGCGUAACAUAUAUCAUUCAGCUUUCCCUCCCCAGCUCACCUGCACAAUACAUUCACCGCCUCGGCCGAACCGCGCGCGCAGGGGCUGCCGGCGAAGGCAUAUUGAUGCUCAUGCCAGACGAAGGGUUCUUCUUGCGGCUGCCAGAGAUCGCCUCGCUUCCGUUAACGCCAUACACACAGCUUGAACAUAGUGGUAAUUUGAAGUUUAAGCUAGACGACCGCUCCAUCGGCCAAGCAUAUUCUGCUUGGCUUGGGUUCUACAAGUCCUGGCUGAAGCAACUGCGAUGGUCACCCACGGAGUUGGUGCAGCAGGGCGCUGUAUGGGCGCGGUGCUUGGGGUGGCCGAGUGUGACGGAGGUUGGCGGUGGACCUAGUACUUCUGGUGGUGCUCCAGCGCAAAGAGGCGGAAGGGGUAGAAUUACGGUGCCAACAUGGAUCCCGCCACCUAUCCCGAAGCGCACGGUAGGAUUGAUGGGUCUGCGCGGAACGCCAGGGCUGAAUGUGGUGGAUCGCCUGGAUGAUGCGGGCGACGGCCCAGUUCGGAAUGCGGGAGGAGGGGGUCGUGGAGGGGGACGCGGGGACGCGGGCAGCAGCUUCCAAAAACUGCCAAACCGCUUACAGAAGGGGCGAGUGAUAAUAGGACUGCGCACACACAAGCCGUCAGAAGGGGCAAAGCGAAGGCGAAGGCGGGACAAUAAGUUUUCGAAGUGGCUUAUAUCCCUUGGGAAGAAGUUGGUAGUUAGAACUUAGAGCUGUUAGAGUCCGACAUUACGCCUAUACCUCAAUGCAUUGCUAAUUGAUUGUCUU